Rhodotorula graminis WP1 is the source of this 1144-nucleotide messenger RNA. Its product is annotated as glycoside hydrolase family 17 protein. The coding region runs from base 86 to 1102 and encodes 338 amino acids. The transcript is spliced from 9 exons. Lineage: Eukaryota; Fungi; Basidiomycota; Microbotryomycetes; Sporidiobolales; Sporidiobolaceae. Gene Ontology annotation, biological process: carbohydrate metabolic process. Gene Ontology annotation, molecular function: hydrolase activity, hydrolyzing O-glycosyl compounds. The record is from RefSeq and is a predicted model, not a curated record.
CGGCAUCGCGGCGUGGAAGGCGACGUCGAGCAGCUCGUCGUCGUCGUCGUCGUCGUCUUCUUCUGGAGGAUCGGGCAGCGGCAAGAUGCAGUACAUCGACGGCACGGCCAAGGUCGUCAAGUCGAACCCGUCCGACCCGUCCCAGUUCGAGAAGGACUCGCGCCUCAAGCCCGCGUUCUGGGCCAUGGCGUACACGCCCAAGAACGUCCUCGAGGAGUACGGCUGCGGCGCGACGCUCGCCAACGUCACCGAGGACAUCCAGCUCCUUUCGCAGCUCACGACCCGGCUCCGCACGUACAGCACGAGCUGCAACCAGACGCAGCUCACGCUCCAGGCGAUUGAGGACACCAAGGUCAACAUGACGGUCUGGAUCGGCGCCUACGUCGGCGACAACUCGACCGUCAACGAGCAGCAGCAGCAGGACGUCCUCGACGCGCUCACGCUGUACGGCACCGAGCACGUCAGUGGCAUCACGAUCGGCAACGAGUGCGUCUUGCCCUUCCUCCUCCUCCUCGUAACUCGGCCGCCUCGGUCCAGUUUAUCGUCGCUCAGCAAGCCGCUGUGCGUCCCCUCUGUCUCUUCCCUCCCCUCUCUCGCCCUCGCCGCGCUCAACCUCGACAAGUCGCUCCCGGUCGGGACGUCGGACGCCGGCUCGUCGUUCAACGCGGCCCUCACCGAGGGCAGCGACUACAUCAUGGCCAACGUGCACCCGUGGUUCGGCGGGCUCGCGAUCGACCAGGCGGCCGGGUGGACCUGGGAUUUUUUCGAGCAGAACGACGUCGUCCUCGCCGAGGCGGCGUCCAACAAGCCGACGGCCUACAUUGCCGAGACGGGCUGGCCGACCCAGUCCAUGACGCCCGAGAACGCGACCCUCGGCGCCGCCGUCGCCGGCGUCGGCGAGCUCCAGACGUUCCUCGACACGUACCCGUGCCAGGCCAACGCCAACCAGAGCUACUACUUCUACUUCGAGCCGUUCGACGAGCCGUGGAAAGAGCGAUUCGGCGGCGUCGAGCCAUACUGGGGCCUGUUCGACUCGAACAAGGUGCUCAAGGACAUUACGUUUCCUGACUGCCCGAUCGACUCGACACAUGCGUCGGGUUGAGGUCCUCGCUGUCGUCGCCGUCGUCAUCACCGUCGUCCGCCC